AGCUUCGACGGCGAGAAGGAGGCCUCUCGUAGUCGCGGAUGGCUUCCUCUGCCUCGGAGUUUUGUUGCGACUCCAUGAUGCAGUCGAUUUGCCAGGGAUCCUCAUCGUGGACGGAGGCCAGCGACAUCAGGAGCAGCAGGCGGACACAUGCGCAUCAUCUUCUCCAAGUUGAAGCGGUGGAGGCGGAAGGACCGACUCGCCACAGUUUACCCGGAGCAGAUGACCAAAGUAAUGCAAGUCCCGUGCCUGAAGCGGAGGGCUCAAGCAUCGCCAUCCCAACGAGUGAAUUUCAAGACGAUGGAGAAGGUCGCAUGAAUGUUGACCUACCUAAACAUGCAACUGCCUUUCUUCUUCAAGCCAGAGAAACCCAUCGACUGACACAGAGAGCUGUUAACCAAAUGGUGAGUGGAGUCCAGCAGUAUCAGGCCGCAUUAUUGGAGCACCUCAAACCGCAAAUGACCGGCAUGAUUGAGAGACAUUCUGGGGACCUGGAUCAACUAAAGAGUGAUGCAAUGGGGAUAUUUGAGUUUGUUGACCCUUUCAGUCAAAUUGCUUCCACCCAUUUGCAGGAUAAGACCAUCAAAGAACUGUUAGAACCCGUUGAACCAGAGAUUGUUGUCGCAAAACAAACAGUAUGUUACGUGAAACAUGGAGACUCCAGAGUUCUUACCAUUAGGGAUCAUUGUUUUCAUUAUAUACCGUUGGUGAAAAGCUUGGAGCAGCUGUUAUCACAUCCAAGCAUUAUUGGAAUGAUUGACGAGAGGCCACAGCCAUGCAAGGAUGGAUUUUUUCAUGAUUUCAUUGAUGGAGACAUUUUUAAGUCGCACCCACUGUUUAUGAAAGUUCCCACAGCAUUGCAGUUAAUUUUAUAUACAGAUGAAAUUGAGCUAUGCAAUCCUCUUGGAUCCCGGGCAAACAAAAACAAAUUGCUAUUGAUUUAUUACACCUUAGGUAACAUCAGCCCUAAAUACAGAUCAAGACUUGCUGCCAUUCGUCUGCUUGCCGUGGUAAAAUCAAAAGAUCUUUCCAAUUGUGGUAUUGAUGAGAUAUUUGAGAGGAUUAACCGUGACUUCAUGGAGCUGUGUGAUGGUGUCCAGGUUGUCACUGCAGAUGGUGAGAGGACAAUUUAUGGGGCACUCAUGUCUGUGUGCGGAGACACUCUAGCUCAGCAUGAAGUGGCUGGUUUUAAGAUAGGAGUGGGGUUUGCCUACAGUAAAUGCAGGCACUGCGAAUGCAACUUUGAAGACAUGCAGAAGCAAUUUAAUGAAGAUUUGUUUGUUAAAAGGACAAUGGCAAGUCAUAACAGGCAAUGUAAUGACAUUGAAAAGACGAACACUGACUUUCUGAAAGACAAUCUAUAAAUGACAUAUGGUAUAAACAGGCGAAGCAAAUUAACAGAAUUUCCUCACUUUGAUAUAAUCAAUCAAACCCCACAAGACAUCAUGCAUGUCAUUCUUGAAGGUGUUGCCCCAUAUGAAAUCAAAUGUGUUUUAAAGCAUCUUGUGCUUUCGGGGCAUAUGGACUUAGACACAUUCAACAGUGCAAUUAUUUGUUUCCCUUAUUCUCCUGUGGAUGCAAGAGACAAGCCUUGCCCCAUAUCUGUAACUACACUGUCAUCAAAUGACAAUAAAUGGAAGCAGUCAGCUGGGCAGAUGCUGGUUUUGUUAAAGAUCCUGCCAUUUCUCAUUGACAAAAUUGCAGAAAAUGAUUACACACAAAUGAUACUUAAGUUUUUAGAGAUAGUCAAAAUUCUGUUUUCACCCAUUAUUACUCUCUCAACUCUUUCAAGGCUGAAGCUUUUAAUAGAGCAACAUUUAAAACAUUUCAAACAACUGUUUCCAGAUGCAAAUAUUAUACCUAAACAGCAUUACUUGCUGCAUCUUCCUUCUCAGAUUAAGGCACUUGGUCCUACAGUGAGACAUAUGUGUAUGCGCUUCGAGUCAAAGCAUUGCUUUUUUAAGCAGUGGGCUUUGAAAAGUAGUUUUAUAAAUAUCUGCAAGUCUCUUGUGAAGCACAACCAACUUUAUGAAUGCAGUCAGAAUGUGCACAAGAAGCAUCCAAUUUGUUCAAGUGAAGAUGACAUGGGCCCAGCCUCUGAGGUGAAAAAUGUUCACUAUGUGGAAGGAAAGAUUAAAGACUUCUUAGGAAUAGAGCAUGUUGAACAUAUAGUUUCGGUACAGUGGAUUAUGCAACAUGGAAAUAAGCAUACAUGUGGAAAAUCUUUGGUUAUUUCUAAUGUCAUCAGUGAUACUCCAGAGUUUGCACUUGUGAAAAACAUCUAUGUUUUAAAUUCGCCAGUGUAUUGUUUUGAAUGCCAACCUCUCUCUACAGUUGGGUGGAAUGAUCAUUAUUUAGCUUACGAAGUAGAAGUUCCCUACCUAGCUCAAGCCAAUAUUUUCGUGGAUGUUCAAAAGCUUGUUGAUUAUACACCAUACUACUAUGUAAAUUUCAAUAAUAGCAAGUACAUUCCACUGAAGUAUGAUCUCACAGACAUCAUCAAACAUCAUUCUUAAGUCUGUAUUGAGUGUGGGUAUUUGGGCUAUUUGGGCUUUAAACAAACUAACAAACAAUUGAGUAUGUAUUUUUACUUCUUAUUUUUGGAAUAAUGUGUUGCAGUCUGUCCAAAGUUUAACAGAAUAGAGAAGGACAUUUAAUUCCAGCUUUUGCUUCUCUUUUUUACAUAUCACAUGGACAUGGUUUGAUGGAUCUGUAAGAAAAAUAGCAAUUUUCAAUAAAGCAGAUUUGUUGUCUC
Epinephelus moara (kelp grouper) is the source of this 2752-nucleotide messenger RNA. RefSeq lists its product as uncharacterized. The record is from RefSeq and is a predicted model, not a curated record. The transcript has 4 exons. NCBI's taxonomy places the organism in Eukaryota, Metazoa, Chordata, Actinopteri, Perciformes, Serranidae. The coding region runs from base 39 to 1361 and encodes 440 amino acids.